AUGCAGGUCCUUCUCCUUGGCGGCCACGGCAAAGUCGCCCUCCAUCUCACCCCACUCCUCCUCAACCGCGCCUGGAACGUCACCAGCGUCAUCCGCAACCCGGACCACGAGCGCGAGAUCCUCGCCCUCGGCGCCGGCCGCAAGGGCAAGCUCAACGUCCUGCUAUCCAGUCUCGACGACGUAAAAACCGACGCCGACGCAAAGAAGAUCAUCGACGCGGUUUCGCCCGAUUAUGUCGUGUGGUCGGCCGGUAUCCCUCUCCCCUUCUCCUCGUAG
Messenger RNA from Aspergillus terreus NIH2624, 276 nucleotides. RefSeq lists its product as uncharacterized. The coding region runs from base 1 to 276 and encodes 91 amino acids. The transcript has a single exon. Lineage: Eukaryota; Fungi; Ascomycota; Eurotiomycetes; Eurotiales; Aspergillaceae. The record is from RefSeq and is a predicted model, not a curated record.